GGGUCUUUGCGCUAGAGCUCCGACCCUCCGAGGUCUCUCGCCGCUCGGUGAGGUGGGUUAUCAGCGAGCGCGGGGCCCGGGGGGAGCUGUCUUAUCUUAUCGCCAUUUACCUAGAGGUGAUCACCUCAGCUUGGGAAAUCUUUCCUCCGAAGAGCCCGAGCUCUGAGGUUCCGGGGGUGGGGGUUCCGGUCGGAUGAAAGCUCCAUCUUUUUGUCUCCCAUCGUGCCGGCCGUCACGUUGGAGACUGCCAACCGUUGAUUCGUCAAUUGCAAACAUCUUUGGAGACGAAACCCACGAUAGCUUCGUGCAGCUCAACGACACUUCACCGAACAAAGCAGUUGAGAUUAUAGACACGAUAGAACAAAGGGGCGAGGACCACCGCACGAUGGAAUGGCCAUCACCAACCCCCCGAUCGCCACCGCAGCGGCGACCGCAACAGCAACAGCAGCAGCGGCCGCAGCCCACCACCUCUUCCUCCACCCGGUCCCGAAACCCAUAAGCUUUCUCGAAUUCUUCGAUGCCCUCCGCGCCGCCACCCCUCCGCGCUUCCCUCAUGCCCGCACCGCCCAGCCGCGCCGCAUCGGCCUCGCCGUGUCAGGCGGCGUCGACUCCAUGGCUCUAGCCUACCUCUUUAACCAGCUGCGCGAGAUCAACCCCCUCAUGCGCGUCGUCGAUAAUCCGCUCGCGAAAAUAUCGGCCUAUGUCAUUGACCAUGGCCUGCGCGAGGGAUCCCGCGAGGAAGCACUCACUGUCGUGAAGGAGUUGCGGAAUUUCAAGCACAUACGGCCGCAGUGGGAGACGGUUAAUUGGAAGGCUGAGGGCGUGACGGGCGAUCCGAACCUAUUGCCCAACGUCGAGAGCCUCGCGAGAAGGGUGCGGUACCGCCGGCUGGGAACGCUGUGUCUCGCGAUGCACGUCGAGAGUAUCUUCCUCGCGCACCACCAGGAUGAUCAGUACGAGACCGUUCUGAUGAGGUUACUCGCCGGCCACGGGAGCCGCGGGCUAAGAGGGAUGCUCAAGGCCGGGAAUAUACCAGAGUGCUACGACAUGCACGGCGUCUACGAGAGCGGUCACGUUGACGACCAGAUGAUGCGGAUCCCGCAGAUUAGCUUCCGCCCGCCGAAGCGGGAUUGGAGGCACAUGCGGCGGCAGCUCGUCUCGGAGCUGGAUCUGGAGUUGUACGGCGCCGAGUUGAGGGCGGGGUUGCAGACGGGGUGGCAUGAGGGACCCUACGUCGGCGGCGGCGAACAUGACAGCUCUGGGAGCGAUUGGCUGUUCUCGGCGGCGAGUUCUGCGUCUGCGAAGGCGAGGGCGGCAGCGGCGGCGAGGAAUAUGACGAGGAUACGGACCGAGGAGGCUGGUGUGAUGAUUUAUCGUCCGUUGCUCGAGUUCAGCAAGGAUCGGCUGAUUGCGACGUGCGAGGCGAAUAAUGUGCGCUGGUUCGAGGACGCGACGAAUAAAGACGUGACGCUGACGACGAGGAACGCGGUGCGGCACAUGGUGCGGAAUCACAAUUUGCCCGCGGCGCUGCGCAAGGAGAAUGUGCUGAGGAUGUCGGCGCGGUGCGGGGCCAAGUUGAGGGGUCUGGAGCGGGAGGCUGAGAGGUGGAUCAAGGGGCAGGUUGUCGCGGAGUUUGAGCCGAACGUCGGGACGCUUGUUGUUCGGCUUCCCGAGCUGGGUGUCUUUGGUCCCGGCCCGGGACGAGGGCGCGAGAGGGGAAGGAAGUCGGCCAACGACGGCGUGAGAAGGGAGUUGCGGCUCGCGCACCGGAGGGCCGUCGCCGGGUUUGUCGUAAAGAGACUCGUCGCCUUCGUCUCGCCCGAUCGGAACCCGCCGCAGCACACAUCCCUCCAAAACAUUGUCGCCAAACUCUUCCCCACCCUCGUAGAAGACUCUCCAUCUUCCUCCGCCUCAGUCCCAACGGCACCGCCCAAGGCCUUCAACCAAGCCUCGGUCCUCUUCCUCCCCCUCGCCCCCUCAAAAUGGUACCUCGUCCGCGAACCCUACCCCUCCCUGCACCCGCACCCGCAAACGACCUACACGACGACUUCCAACAUCAGCGACAAGCACCGCCACCCGACCUUCCCGCCCACGCAGUGGGAGUGCGCCGAGGACGCCGAGUACAUGUCGCGCGAGCGGCUCGCGCUGCUAGACCGCAUGCCGCUCCCGCAGCCAAAGUUCCGCGAGACGAGGCGGUGGUACGCGCGGCGGCGGUUCAAGCUCUGGGACGGGCGGUUCUGGAUCCGGGUGAGAGGUCGGGUGAAGGCGUAUUUCCGGAUUGCGCCGUUUGCACCGAUUCAUGGCAAGGCUUUCCGGGAGGGUCUUGGGGGUGGGGGGAAGAUUGGUGCUGCUGUAGAGAGGGAACAGCGGGAGAGUAAAGAGGAGAGGGAGAUUCAAGCUGCCCCUGGGAUCGGCGUCACGGGCGGUCGCGGCAGCAGCACCAGUUCCACAAUGAGCGCCGCCGACCGCAGGGCAGAGUUUGAGGGCAUACUGAAGCGUUUCGCGCCAGGUAAAGUACGGUAUACCCUCCCCGCGCUCUACGCCGUCAACCGCGACGAGCAGACCGGCGAAGAGGUGCUGAGGAUGCUUGCCCUACCGACACUGGGCGUCGGGUUACCUGGUUUGGAGAGGUGGGUUCAGUACGAGGUGCGGUACCGCAAGGUUGAUAUGGGCUUGUUUGAGCGCGAGACGGUGGGUAGAGGCGGUAGAGGCGGCGGUUGGGGUCGCAUGCCACAGAGACGUGGCGGUGGGAGUGACGGGUGGAGUGGCAGUGGGAGUGGAAGUGGUGGUAGAAGCCAGAGCAGCAGCGCCGUUUUCGGUGGUGCUGUGCUGCGGAGACAUGUUUUGGCGGAUGGCACGGCGGAGGAGAGGGUUUGGAAGCGGAUUAGUGGGAUUCGGAGGAGGAAGAGGAUGAUGACAGCAGUGGUAGUGCGGAAGAAGAAGAAGCAGGAGGAGGAGAAGGGUAGGAGAGUGAGUUUUGGUGUUUGAGGUCUGCUUGAUGAGCACGAGAUACCCCCCUUAUUUACCUGUAUUUGCAUAGACCUUCGGUAGCAAUACGUCAUUAUAUCAAAGGAGAUGAUCUGCCAGUCACUGUGAACGCGAAGACGUAUGAGAGAUGUUGAUG
This is a messenger RNA of Colletotrichum godetiae, 3124 nucleotides long. RefSeq lists its product as uncharacterized. Gene Ontology annotation, biological process: tRNA processing. The transcript has a single exon. Gene Ontology annotation, molecular function: ATP binding; ligase activity, forming carbon-nitrogen bonds. Bases 391 to 2988 code for a protein of 865 amino acids. The record is from RefSeq and is a predicted model, not a curated record. Lineage: Eukaryota; Fungi; Ascomycota; Sordariomycetes; Glomerellales; Glomerellaceae.